Molecule: messenger RNA, 971 nt
Organism: Cavia porcellus (domestic guinea pig)
Lineage: Eukaryota; Metazoa; Chordata; Mammalia; Rodentia; Caviidae
Gene: Hoatz
Product: HOATZ cilia and flagella associated protein
Exons: 7
Coding region: 325-831 (168 amino acids)
Biological process (GO): cilium assembly
Source: RefSeq, a predicted model, not a curated record
CCCUCGGCCCGCGGGGUUCCAGGGCGGUUGGCCGGCACGGUCACGGCCACGGCCACGGCCACUGGGAGCUGCGCCGGGUUGAGAGGGAGGAGCGGAAAGUUGUUUGGACCCGCCCAUGGACUCCAAGGCUCAAACUCCAAAACGGAGCCAGCCCUGCACCUGCUGACAGCACCGAACUGGGCUUCAGCGUGUGGUAACCCCAACACCUAUAGAAGAAACUAUGGGCCUCCGGCGGUGGCUGUUACCCUCCCGCCACAGCUUCUAGCUUCUUGGAACUGAGCUGAAAGGAGGGGCGAAGGAGCGUAGAGAAGCGUCCUAGUUGCCAUGGAAACGGGGCCCAGCUCCCACAUCAACUUUGAAACACACAACACUGAAAUUUGCCCUCCAGGAUUACUAGUGUUUGCUGGCUGCUCGGAACAAGAUUACAACUUGGCUAAGCAGUUCUGGCUCAGAGCGUCGAUGUAUCCCACUAACGAAUCUCAGCUGGUGCUGACAAAAGCCAGCAGUCAGCGUUUGCCUGUUGCAGGGUGCUCUAAGGGUACUACUGGCUCAGAGAAAAGUGGCAUUCAGCCUCCUUUUGAGACGAACGAGAGUGCUGAUUUUAUUGCUGAAGCCCUAAGGAUUCAGGAAGCUGAGGAGAAACAAAAGUAUCUCCAAAAGGCUAAAAAGAGAGAUGAGAUUCUCCAACUCUUAAGAAAACAAAGAGAAGAAAGGAUCUCGAAAGAAUUGAUUUCCCGUCCUUAUAAACUUAAAGAAAAAGUACAGGACAAAAAGCCAGUGUUAUCGGAGUCAGAUAAAAAAGACCAAGAAGAAGUCAAAGCCUUGAACUGAUUUAACUGACUCAUAGUGGAAGAUGGCUUACAUCAGGAUCAAAGCUAAAACAAAGAAAUUAAAGAUUUGAGGUCUCUAGGAAUUUUACCAGCUUUUGAACACGUUUUAAAAUAGAUUAAGAAAUAAAAGUUAAAUAUGCA